Molecule: messenger RNA, 1948 nt
Organism: Cylas formicarius (sweet potato weevil)
Lineage: Eukaryota; Metazoa; Arthropoda; Insecta; Coleoptera; Brentidae
Gene: Acat1
Product: acetyl-CoA acetyltransferase, mitochondrial
Exons: 5
Coding region: 238-1740 (500 amino acids)
Biological process (GO): fatty acid beta-oxidation
Molecular function (GO): acetyl-CoA C-acetyltransferase activity
Source: RefSeq, a predicted model, not a curated record
AUACUAAAAUUUUAAAUGACUUGUUUUUUUAAUGAAAAUUAGUAUUAGUUCAUUUUGUAUGUUAAUUUUUGUGAAGCCAUAUAUUCUAAUACUAUAUUCUUACAAUUUUAUGUAUAUUCUGGUAUUCAAAUAUUGCCUUCAUCUGAUAACACAGGUCAAAUUGUUAUCAUUUUUGUGGUCUAUAGAUACAGAACAUUUUUUUGGUAUUAUUUGGUUGUUUGUACAAAAUCUGUAGUGAUGACUUUUUUGAAAAUGUGUAGGGCCUUGCGGGUCAAUACACGAACAUAUGCCAGCAAAAGUAGCUCAAAUGAUGUAGUAAUAGUAUCAGCUGUUCGGACCCCUAUGGGCUCCUUUUUAGGUUCUUUAGCUCCCCUGAGUGCCACAAAACUAGGGGCUGUAGCUAUUCAAGCUGCAAUAGAAAGAGCCGGAAUACCAAAAGAAGAAAUUAAAGAAGUUUUAAUGGGCAAUGUGUGCCAAGGAGGAGUGGGACAAGCACCAGCUAGGCAGGCAACAAUAUUUGCUGGCCUUCCUAAGGCGACUAUAUGCACCACAGUUAACAAAGUAUGUGCUUCGGGAAUGAAAUCCAUUAUGUUGGGUGCGCAAAUACUUCGUGCUGGUGAUCAGGAUGUAGUGUUAACUGGCGGUAUGGAGUCAAUGUCAAAUGUGCCUUAUUACUUGAAACGGGGUCAAACACCUUAUGGUGGCGUAAAUUUAACGGACGGGAUUGUAUUUGAUGGUUUAACUGACGUUUACAACAAAUUCCACAUGGGAAACUGUGCCGAGAAUACAGCAAAAAAAUUUGGUAUAACUAGGGAGCAGCAAGAUGAAUUUGCCAUUAAAUCCUAUAAGCGAAGUGCGGAAGCUUAUAAAUCAAAUGCUUUUAGUUCAGAAUUAGCACCAGUCAGUGUACCUCAAAAAAAGGGCCAACCUGAUGUGACUUUUAAAGAGGAUGAAGAAUACAAAAGAGUCAAUUUUGACAAGUUCAACAAACUUCCCACUGUAUUUCAACGAGAUAAUGGUACUGUAACGGCGGGUAAUGCUUCCACUCUGAAUGAUGGAGCUGCUGCCCUUAUUUUGACCACACAGGAAUCGGCCAAUCGCUUAAGCCUCAAGCCGCUAGCUAGAGUUGUUGGGUUUCAAGAUGGAGCGUGUGAACCAAUCGAUUUUCCCAUCGCCCCCGCAGUGGCUAUCCCAAAGCUUUUAGAGAAAACGGGCGUAAGUAAAGAUGAUGUAGCCAUGUGGGAAAUUAAUGAAGCGUUCAGCGUGGUGGUACUUGCAAAUGAAAAAAUAUUAGGUCUCGAUCCUCAGAGAGUAAAUAUUCAUGGUGGGGCUGUGAGUUUGGGGCAUCCUAUAGGCAUGUCGGGGGCUAGAAUUGUGGUCCAUUUAGUGCAUGCGUUAAAACCCGGUCAAAAGGGGGUAGCAGCUAUUUGUAAUGGUGGAGGCGGGGCAUCGUCCAUCAUGAUUGAGAGACUGGCAAGCAAUAUCCCCCGAAACACCAUACCAACACUAACUCUGUAUACCAAAGAUCCUUGCCAGUUAUGUGACGAGUUAAAAGUGGAUUUAGAGUCUUAUAAAAAUGUCGUUCGUGUUGAGACCGUAGACAUUAGCAAAAAGCAAAACUUGCGAUGGUUGCGUUUGUAUAGGUACGAAAUACCAGUAGUUUUCUUAAAUGGAGAAUUUCUGUGUAAACACAGGUUGGAUAAAGAGCUAUUCGAGAGAAAAUUGAGCGAAUUACGUUGAUUUUUUGAAAAUAGAUUUUUUCUUGCUAACUCUUAUAUAUGUUAAAAAUAAAGAAAUAGCUUAAGAUUUAAUGGUCUGGUCUCUGUUUUGUAUGACUUAUCCUCAAAUUUCUACAUCCAGUGUUUCGCGAUGAUGCCAUAAAGAAAAAGCAAAAUGUUUAUUAAAUUUACAACCUGUUUUUAUUCAAAAUAUAUUUUAUUUUCAUGAA